AGAGCCGCCGGCCUAUCCGGUGCGGGCGCCGCGUCAGCUCUAGAAUUCCUGUGGGCGGAGAGGGGAUUCCGGUUCCGGGUGUUUUCAUAUCCCUCUCGGAGGCGUAUAGCUCCCUGAUUAUGGUCUUUUAUCAGAAACUUCUUAAGAACGACGACUGAUUUAAGUAGUUUUUUUAAAUUAACAGAGUCUUACCGAAGCCGUAAAGAUGACUACCCGCUCGGAGAGGGAGAAGGCCCAGAAACUGAACGAGCAGCACCAGGCCAUCCUGUCCAAAAUGCUGAGAGAGGAAGACAACAAGUACUGCGCCGACUGCGAGGCGAAAGGUGCGACAGCCCUGCCAUCGAAACUGAUCCAUUUAACCACACAGAGCUGACAUUUUCAACAAGGAUGAUGAAGACUGAAGCAUCGGUGUUUGUUAGCAUAGCUGAGCUCAGGGUCAGGAUGGACGUGGUUCGAGUCCGUCAGCUGACUCCUCUGAAGCUAAACUAAGUGGCUAACUAGGAAGCUAACUUCUCUAAAUCUACAUAAGCUCCACACAGUACCUCCCUCCCUUUACCAAGUCCACAGCAGAAAAUGGUCUUUUAUUUCUCACUUCUGUGUUUGAUAAAGAAUUCAAAUCUUACCUUUGGGACUUAGGAUCUUGUAUGUUGCCCUUUUUGUAUUUUUUCACAUCAAAACCCUAUUUUUGGUUUUAUCAGGUCCGAGAUGGGCAUCAUGGAAUCUGGGAGUAUUUAUCUGCAUCAGGUGUGCUGGCAUCCACAGGAACCUGGGAGUACACAUAUCCAGAGUUAAAUCAGUCAAUCUGGACCAAUGGACCUCAGAACAAAUCCAGGUACUGCUUUGUUUGGUUCUCAUAAUGUAGUAUAACCCCAGCAUACAAAGAUGCUUUUUACUAUCUUCUCAUUGGUCUGGUCUUUUUCCAUGAGGCUUCUUGUGUAUUUUGGGGUUAAUAGGAGAUGGAUUUCAGUGUCUUUUUCUGUAUUUAUUGUACUAAUGAGACAUUUUACUGCCUCAGACCCUUGAAGGCAUCACUGACUGUCAAUUAUAGGAUGUACUCUUUGUGUUUUUAAUCAAUUAAACUAAUAGACUUGCAAGAUACUGAUCAGACUUUCAAAAUAUAAGCUCUAUAUCUGAGUGACCUCUAGGGCUGGGCGAUAUAAGAAAAAGUUUAUCACGAUAUAUUUUUUCAUCAAUUGAUAUCAAAAUAAAUGAUAUAAAAAACGAAAUUUAACAGUGCUUAUUGGCAUCUUAUCGUCAUCUGUUGAACCUUCAUCUGCAUUUCUGCCGGGGGUAGCACUCAUUUCUUUUUUCUCACAGACAGUGCUGUCAGCUUGAUGUGUUAAAGUGCUAUGGUUGUGUGUAGCUGCUGCCUGUUACUACGCAUUUGUUUGCUACUUGGUUGUAAUUCAGCACGUGAUUGGUUCAGCGUGAAGCGGACCAGAAGCAACUCCCCUUUUCAUUGGCUAUUCGUACAGUCUACCAAAACAUGUCAGAAUGCCGACUAUUGAAAAGCAUUUUGACCAUGUUUUGUAUUGCUAUUGAGGGAACUUAAUUUUUGAUAUACAUCAUUAUUGUUUUAUCGCCCAGCCCUAGUGACGUCUCAAUCUGGAUACUGUUAACAUAAAAAACAAACCAUAGGGUCUUUAUAUGACAUGGAGUUACUGGGAACCAAAGUAACCACUUUUCACUUGGAAAUUUAGGGUUACUUGAACAUCUAAUGCCCAAUAAAACAGUAAGAUAAAUGUAUUCUUUGGUUCAUUUUACUUGAAUUUCUCUUUUAACACAUUUUCAUACUGCACAUCACCAAUGAAGGCAAGAGAAGUCACACACUGUCAAUAAAGGUACGAGGCGAGAGGACAUGUUAAAUAAACAAGCUCAACCUCGGUAUGAGUGCAUGUCAAUAUGGUUCCUCUAUAUCCAGGUCGUUCAGGUUUCCUCUUUCACCAACCACAGCCAUCAGAGACAAUCAUUUACUCUUUCAAAGUUCAACUAUAAUAUCCAUGAUGGCAUUACUUUUCAGCGGUCUUAUCAAAAAAGAGCCAAAAAGAAACAGAGUCAUACAGUUUGUUAUGACGCACUUCUCUGAAAGCUAUGAUACAUCCUACUUGGAUGUUUCUAAUCAUAAAGGCUCUGAGAAUAGUGUUUUUCAGGGAUGGUUUGGACAUCGACCCCAAAUCUGCUGCUCUCUCAAUCUCUGGUGCUGUUGUCUAGAUGAUUUUCUAAAUUAUUUAUGGAUUAUUAAGACGUUUCACACCCCUGUGUAGUCCUCCCACUGACGAUGAAAAUUAUUAUCAUGGAUGAGUCUAACCAUGUGACCUUUUUGACUGUGUCUUCAUGCUCAUAUGAUUAGUCUCUUUGGUUAAUCACUCCAUCUGUCUUCUCUGCAGAGUAUACAGGACAUGGGUAAUACCAAGGCAAGGCAGCUCUAUGAGGCAAACCUUCCAGAAAGUUUCAGAAGACCUCAAACAGACCAGUAUCCUUUACUAUGCGUCCAUGCCCUUCAAAUAACCCUUGACUGCAGUAUACUUUGAAUUUCAACUAUUUGCUGCUUUGUGUUUUUCCUGAACUCUGACCUCAGAGCUGUGGAAUUCUUCAUCAGGGAUAAAUAUGAGAAGAAGAAAUACUACAGCAAGAAUGUGACCAAUGGAAGCAGUGUAUGUGACACCUCCUUUCUCUCCUCUUUAAAGCUUGAUUUGUUUUAAGCGUAUUUGGACUUUUUAAGUUGGAUGUCUCUGUUUGUUUUUUUCAGCCAAAAGAUGUUAAGAAAGAGAAAGAGCCUGACAGAGGGAGCAAGGCAUCAUCAUACACCAAGGUGAGAGUCUCUCAGGCUGAUCACAUCUCAAGUAGAGCUGUAGAAACACGUACUUCAGCGAUGUUGCAUGUAUCUAAAUACUUCAUAUUUUCAAAGAGUGAAGAGUCCAGGCCAGUUCCAAAAAUCAGCCCCGCUAAGACUUCAGAGCCCUCUGUGAACCUACUAGGCCUCGGUGAGUACCUGAACACUCCAUCUAAAGUCCUCUGAAUGUUACAGUUGAAGCUUUUAGCCUGAUGAAUACCAGGAUAGUGAAAUCCUGUUUAAUGUGUCUGAUAGUGAGGACAGUGACAUGUGGUAUUGUUGCUCAAUGUACUAAACGCUGACUGCGCAUUUCCUGUAGUCCUGGCUUGUAGCUUUUACUCUGACAUUUUUGCCUGUCUUUUUAAACCCUCUUUACUGAAAGCAAUAGCAGCGUUCAAGUGAGAUAUUUUUUGAUCCUAAGUAGGCGCAGGGCCAAAACCUGUCAAACUUGUCGACUUGAUGUGUGAUAACGAAGCUCUUAACCCAAGAGUGAAAGUCAGCUUAGGAUUUCUAUGUGCGGUUCUCUUACGGUCAGUUUCUUACACUUGGUAACAUCAGUCACAUUCCUGAAACUCUUUAGACAAACUUAGAUCUGCUGUGCUGUUGGUAACUUAACUGUUAUGAAGUCUGUUGAUCUUUGAAGCCGUUUCAGAGCAGACUACAGAAGUGUGCUCCAAAGUAAACAUCUGUACCAGUGAGCAACUGCAAAGCUUGUUUUGUAAGAAAGCUCGGUCAGUCACAGUAUAUUACCGCUUAUUGUAAACUGCUGAUGUUAAAACAGUUAAUUUAAACAUAUUUUGUAGGCUCAUUGUGGAGAAGGGUUUAAAAAUGAUAGGCUUGUUUCCACCAGGAUAAAAAGAACUAUAGGAAAUUAAAACAAGGUGAGAAAUGAUCACAUGACUUUGGCAUAAUCAUGAAAGCUAGAUUUAACCUGCGGAGUGAUUUUGCUUAUAAAGGCUGUUUUCUGCAGUAGAAAGGUGGUAGUUGCUUGUUCAUCACUUUUGAUGUCCAUUCAUUUGUUAUCUAGUCCAUCUAUGUUUUUAAUGAGAUAGCCCUAUCAAUAAUGAUUGAAGCCAUUACUGUUUUCUUACCACUUCAUUACAGUAGUUUCAUUUACAGUCUGGAAGGAAAUUAAAUGUCAGUGAUAAUGAUGGACUUGACCGGCAUUGGUAUUUGGAUCUACUGUUAUUCUUGUUCUGUGCUCAGUAAAACUAAUAAGAGCGAGUGGAUUAAUUAUAGUUGUAAAUUUUUCAAGCUAACUGUUGUGAUGCGAAUUGUGUGAGUAUUUCUCAAGCUACAGGAGGGCAUUACAGUCACUGAAAACAAAAAGAAACACUUCUUGAGUAUCAAACAUGAGCUCUCAGGUCCACUUUCAAGAAUGUUUGCGAAUCAUUUCAAGGUUUUUAUGUUUUAUUAUUUAAGUUCUCUGUGAAUUCAUUGGGAAUUUUCUGUGCUGAGUUAUGCUUCCUGACUCACAGUUGUUCUCCAUUGUUGUUUCUUCUUGACUGUGUUAGCUCAUUUUCUACCUGUAAAACUGGUUAUUUCACCUCCUGUGUCACAGACGCACCGACAGCUGCAUCAACUAACAAUGGUAGCACAAGCACAAGCCAGAACAACAAUGACCUGGAUAUAUUCGGCCCCAUGGUGUCCAACCCCCUACCCGCAUCCUCGUCGGCAGCUCAGUUUUCUCAGGUACGACCAAGCAGGAACCCAUUAUUGUCCUAAUUUCUCUGCUGACUGGAGCGCUUUGGUUGUUAAGUGUAAAACUUGGACUAAGUGAGCGGUGGAAAAGUAUAAAUUGAGAGGAAAAUCACCGGCUUCAAUAGGCCACAAGACAGAAACACUGAUCCUGAGAGAGAGAAGCAGGCAGAGAUUGAAUGCUGCUAAUGAGGCAAUCAUUUAGUCGAACAUUUAAAUGGUUCAAUUCACAAAGAUGAUUCUCAUUGAUGAUUCAUCCAUUUGUUAUUUUAAUGAAUCACUCAGUGCGUAUUAACCAUUAUAGACGACUUAAGAAUUUGUUUGUUAAUCAAUAUGAACUGAAAAUGUAUUUCACAGUGAUAUCAGAACACAAUCAGCCUUUUGAAUGUGUCCCAGACUCUAAGAAAGUUUUUUUUCUUUAUUGUUUCAUUAAAAGAAAAAUGAACAAGAGGGAAGUGAUUUCUGUCUCAUAACUGAGCAAUUUACAACCAUAACUCCAUAUUUAAGCGUCGCACUGGUAUUUCUGGCAUUUUAAACUGUUCUAGUAGGUUAAGCUGGUUAAGCCUCUGUACUCCAGUGAAGGUUUGUGUGAGUGUGUAUGAAAGAGAGGUAGAGAGGGUGAGGAGAAAUGCUCUUAAAUCAGGAAGUGAUAACUGUUUGAAAUGCUGCAUACUCUAGUAUUUUCACUUGUAACGUUACAGCACACAUGGUCCUGAUGAAAUAACUGGAACAAAGGUCAGUAUGUAUUAAAUAAAUAAGCUCCUCAGGCUGCGUCGGUUUCAAGCAGCCUGUAAGUAGGUCACACCUGAUAUAUGGGUUAUCAAUGAAUAAAGUAUAGGAACCGUUCUGUCAAAUUUGGCAACUACAGCUGAUGACUGUGUGCCAGCAUGAUAAGCAGGGCGUUCCGUUGCUUCCAGGCCUUGUUCAGACUAUGGUGAGGAAGCAGAAUGUGUCAUAUAUUUAAUGAAUAAACCUUUGUUGAUUGGUCGUUGGUUCGAUCAAACCUGUUUUGUCAGAAUAGCUCCUUGGGAGUGAACCAUAAUUGUGUUACUAUGUUUUUCUCCUUCAUUUCAUUUCCUUAAGUACAGAAGUCCAGGCUCUGUGCUAAAUUUUUUUACUGUGAUCCAAAGGUUUUUCAAAGUCUCUCGCUCGUUCCCUUUCUUUCUAGGUGAGCUCCGGUAAUGCAGCUAGCACUCCGACACAAGCUCCGGCAGCAGCAGGAGCGGCAGGAGGUGGAGCCAGCUCAGGGUCAGGGCAGGGAGACCUGGACUUGUUCAGUGACAGUAGUAGCACCACUAAAACUGAGGACACAGCCAAGAAACCACUGUCUAAGGACUCCAUUCUAUCCCUGUAUGGGACAAACAGCAUGUCUCAACAGGCCCCUGCUGGUGAGGACCUUAAUGUCGUUCUCCUGGUUUGUAAAGUUUAGUAGAUGUUAAAAAAAAAGAUCAUGUACUUUUAGUUUAGUAUUUUGUUUUUAUUGGUUUAACUCAUAACUUAAGACACAUUAAGUUCAGAUGGAGCAAACUUUCUUAAAUGUAAAGUAUAUCGAUCAGUGGCAGAAGUAGCAGAGAGGAGCCAAAAUGCUGUCUGUCCUUUCCUGUCUGGACAGAAAUGUUAGUACACAAGUCAUGUUUCUGUAGCCUUGCUUGUUUGCAUUUGCUGUCAUAAGGCUCUAUGAAUCGCAUACUUGUACAUGGAAGUGACAGCGCCACGUGGUUGAGUGUUAAAAUAUUCAGGAGGAAAGCAUAACAGUUUGGCUUGGUUGUUAUGUCGCAGAAGCUUUGAAGAAUUUGCUCUUAGGACACACUUGCUGUGUACCCAAUAUAACAGCCAAACCUAACUUAAGCCAGAACCAAUAUUAACCUGCUCAGAAAUCAUUUGUCAGUACAUGCACACAGAAUUUUUUUCAUAAUACAAACAGAAAAAGAAACCAAAACAACUUGGGCCAGCUGUACACAGUAUAAAUCAUCUCUAACAUUACAUAUCCACGACCUUAAUCUGAACCAAUCUUCUCUUUUUUUGUCUUCUCCAAACCAGCUGGCAUGUACAUGGGCCCCUCACAGAUGCAGUUUCCUGUCCAGGCCGCUGCUGGUUAUCAGGCCUUCCCUGGCAUGGGUGGGGCUAUGCCACCUACAACCGUCAUGGGUGCCAUGAUGGCUCAGAGCGGGGCAGCCAUGAUGGGGCCCAAUCCGGGGAUGAUGGUUGGGAUGACAAUGCCUAACGGCUUCAUGGGGAACGCACAACCUACAGGUGUGAUGGGCAUGGCACCAAGGAUGAUGGGACCCCAGGGUGGUGCAAUGCCUGCAGGCAUGAUGCCUGCUCAGGGCAUGUACACCAUCCAGCCCGGGCAACAGGCUCAGUGGAACAUGGGUCAGGUAUGAGAGCCUUCAUGCAAUGCUCUUUACUCUAGUGUUGUAGGAGGGUGUAUAACUAGAAUCAAAACUUUGGUGUGGUUGUGUAAAAGUGAGUGACUCUCUGUUUGAGGGAUUUUGAUCAUAUGUGGCCACAUCAACACUUUUUAGUGCAUUUCACAAUAGUGCAUUGUGAAAUGUUUUACUGUACAGGAUGUAUACAGAGUAAACACUAGGUGGCAGUAUAAUAGGGACUGAAAGCAGGAACUCUGUUUUAGUUCUGUGAAACACAACUCUUCUUGCCAGGUUUCAAUAUAAACUGUAUAAUAGCCAUGAUGUAUGCUAAUUUAAAAGCUGAUUUUCUUAACAUUAAAUGUAAAAUCAACUAUGAUCAGUUAGUCCCAGAAACAACAAAGAAUCUAUUUUUUUCUAGAGUUGAUGACUGUCAUGUGGUGGAGCGGGUGAUAUUUUAUCAUAGGUGUGUUUUUUUUUGUAUGCUGACUGCAUCAAUAUGAUGCUGUGUAAGAGAUUAUUGUAUCAACUUCUUAUGUUGAAGUUAUUUAGUUGUUAUUAACAAAUCAAAGCUAUAGUUAUCAGCUCUGUCUGGAUUAGAGGGCAGAACAUAGCUCACCUAUCUCCAUUAGGGAUGUGUCCCACUAACUUUUCAGGCCACUCUCCCACCCACCCUGUUACUAUCAUACUUCCCAACUGUCAAGACCAGUUUGGGAAAGAGAUUAUUGGUUUUGCCAUGACUGAUCCUAAAGGAAACUGUACAUUUUCAACGAGCAGGGAAGAGAUGCAGUGGACUCCUUUAUGUGGGUUGAUUUGAUCAUUGAUCAGGAUGUCCUUGGCAUCACUUUUUCUGUUUGUUUGAGGGUAUUUAUUGACCAUAGCCAAGUGUUGAAUACCGCCUGGAAAUAGUUAAAGGAUAAUUCCAGCAGGUUAAUUCAGCUGAUUGCAGUCCCUCCAUGGUAAACAGGACCCCAGCACAAAGCACACUGGGAGACUGAAAGGCUGUGGAAACUACAAGGUUUUUAAGUAAUCAUCACUUACAAUAAAGCAGUAGAGAGGUUCCUGACCAAGCAGGGUCAGGGUGGAUUAAAGUGUCGCAGUGAUGGAGUUUUGAGUGAAGAUCAGAGGAAAAUUCUGGUUUGUUGCAGAUUGCAUUGCUUGAGUUUUUUACUCUUUCUCUCUGUGACAUCCUCAGGUGAACCAGCAGAUGUCAGGGUUGACUCUGAACGGUGCAGGUGGUCAGAUGGCCUUCGCUCAGCCUCCGUCAGCUAUGGGUGGAUGGGCUGCUGCUGGAUCUGGCCAGACUCUGAGCACACAGCUGUGGAAGUGAGCCUUCAUGCAGGUUGAUGGUCGGGCAGAGUAAGAGCCGAGGCUGCAGAAAGUGCAAAAUAUAUCUUGUGCUUCUCUGCACCUCGCUAUGAACUGAUGCCCAUCUCCAUCACGGACCAGCCUUCAGAACAUGGAAAUUCUCUCUCUUUCCCCUCUCCCUUUUCUGUCUCUCUAUUUCUCUCUAUUGUGUGAGUGAAUUGGGAGUCAUACAGGAUUACAGCCUGGCAGUUUCUGCCUGUCGUAUGGUUUUUGAUCAUAACUUUUAUUUUCCUUUUUUGGAAAAAAGAAAACAGUGACAAGGAAAUAACAGUCCCAACAAAAAUGAUAUCGACAUAUCAGAAAAGCUGCAGGACCAGUAACACAAGCUUUUAUUGUAUCACUGUAUCAUUAUAAGAUUAUAGAACAUUUAAUGAAUAGUAUUUAAAGGGAGAAGAUUUGACUAUCAAGUCUGUCUGUACUGCUCCCAGAUGUACAGCGCUGUAUAACCCUCUUUUAAAGUACUUGUGGUUCCCCCUAUAAAAUAAAGCGAUAAACAACUUGAUCUGA
Messenger RNA from Xyrichtys novacula (pearly razorfish), 8772 nucleotides. The record is from the annotation of a GenBank genome assembly. Lineage: Eukaryota; Metazoa; Chordata; Actinopteri; Labriformes; Labridae.